AUUUCAUAACCUUAGGACACUGUUUAUGGCAUUGACUUGUGAUUGUAUUUGAUUUAUAUUUUGUUGAAAAUGAAAUAAAUGAUAAUGAAAAAAAAGAAAUAUCCUACACGGACUCUACUGAACAUCGAACAUGUCAAAGGAAUUCCUUUCCAUCUCAUUUAGCAUUUUUGCCAGUGACAUGUAACUAUUUGAACGUGGCAUUGAGCCAUUUUGUUACCAUAGUAACACUGCGACCUACAUCCAUCAUGUCCAUUGACCAUUGGUAAUUGAUAUUCCUUAUAACCGUUUAAUUGACCCUGGCCCCUCUGUGUUGGGCUAUCUUGCUUCCUGACCUUAUAUGCUACUAUCGUUUUCCUUCAAAAAUGAUCUAUAAACCUAGUUAUAAUGACCUUUUAUCAUCUUUAGACGCAGCGAGGACCUAUGAUGUCCUGUGCAGUCAAGUCCAGUCCUGAUUUAUGGCGGUCUUUAAUCAUCCACCAUGUCAUACAGGUUGGGCCUAUUUGAAAGCAUUACCCAGGUUGAACAUUACAUCAGAUUUAGACCUACCUAUCAUGCCUAUCCUGCAGAGCUGUUUCAUAAGAUAUCUUCCUUCUUGACUGAAAAGAGGCCCCCUCCCCAUCAGCUGCUUGUAGAUGUUGGUUGUGGAUCUGGCCAAGGGACCUACAGCUUGAGCUCACAAUUUGAACGCGUCAUCGGGUUUGAUGUGAGCAAGGCACAAGUGGAUGCCGCAACGAGGGCAAAUACUGCCCCAAAUGUUGAAUUCAAAGUUUCCCCAGCAGAAGUUCUUCCCCUGGAAGACCAAUCAGUGGAUCUCAUUACAUGCUCUCUGGCUGUACAUUUGUUUGAUUUCCAUGCCUUCUGUGAGGAAUGUAGGCGGGUCUUAAAGCCAAGUGGAUGCCUAGCUAUCAUCAAUUAUGGAAAACUUAUGAUGAAUCACAAGAAUGAGGAUGUGAGGAAUAAACUGGCCGAAUAUUCUGAUGAGCUUUUCAAGAAAAGGCUCGGUCCUUACUGGGAUCCAAGGGCUAAAAUUUCUUACGAUAACUUGAUAGGCUAUGAGAUACCUUUUCCAGAGUUUGUGAGAGAUGAUUUAUUGGAGCUGAGAUUGCAGUGGUCUGUUUCUCACCUUAUUGGUUAUAUCCAGAGUUUGUCAUCCUACACAAAAUACCUUGAAAAUAACCCAUCAGGAAAAAUUCUAGAAGAGUAUCAGAAAAAGUUCAUGUCAGCUGUGGCUAGUCCUGGUUCGUCUUCAGAAGAUACAAUGGUUGAAAUAGUCGCUCCUCUAACCUUGCUCUUAGGACGUAAUUCCUAAACGUUUAAAAUGAUUUUGGUUAAGAAUAAAAUAGAGGGAGAGCACAAAAGCACAAAUUUUACCAAAAAGUGUUUGAAGAAAAACGAAGAAGCCCACUUUGAAAAAUAAAAGCAAACUUGUUACAGUAAUAAUAAUUUACAGAAAUAAACUUACCAAUUUUAGAACUACAAAACAACAGUAUUUUAAUAAUAUAUUUCAAAAGUGUAAAAAUGACAAUGAAAAUAACUUGGUUUAUGACGUAAAUAA
This is a messenger RNA of Lytechinus variegatus (green sea urchin), 1555 nucleotides long. RefSeq names its product putative methyltransferase DDB_G0268948. The record is from RefSeq and is a predicted model, not a curated record. Gene Ontology annotation, molecular function: S-adenosylmethionine-dependent methyltransferase activity. Bases 479 to 1309 code for a protein of 276 amino acids. The transcript has 7 exons. NCBI's taxonomy places the organism in Eukaryota, Metazoa, Echinodermata, Echinoidea, Temnopleuroida, Toxopneustidae.